UAUCAGCAGUACCGUAUCUAGCAUUUUAGAUACACGAAUUGUGUUACACGCUCCAUCUCUCUCUCUCUCUCUCGAUAGAUAUCAUACCCCCUGCUACCAGGUCGACCUCGGUCGGCCGGGAUAUAAAACUCAACAAAUCUGCAACAGUCUUUCGGUUUUUUACUCUCUCUCUCUCUCGCUCUCGAAGAUUGUUGCUUGAUAGCGAUUGACCAUCAAAAGUUACCCACUUUCUAGCUCUUACUUAGAAUAUGAAAAAAAGAGGGGAAUUUCCCAUUUUCAUGUGUUCUUCAUUGUUGAGUCUUGAUGAUUAGGGGGGAUUUGGGGUUAUGAGGUUUAGGGUUGGUUUUAGGGGUUUUGUGGUGAAUUUGGUGUGUGGAGUGGAAUGUGAGCGAGGAAUUGAGAUGGGGAGGAGUGGAAUUGGGAGCGUGGGAGUGUUGGAGCUUAGCAAGAUUGGAUUUUUAGGGGCUGAGAUAUUGAGGGUUGGAAGUGAGGGUUUUGUUUGAGAGGGAUGAGUAGGAUUGUAGGUUUAUUGUAGUAGUUAGUAGUGAUUGUUGAAGUACUACCUUUUUAUAUGAGUGAAGUCAUGGAUAAAACUAUGAAGCUUUCAACAUCAGGGCUGGGUCAGCAACAUGGUCAUGAAGGGGAAGAGGAGAAGAAGUGCUUGAACUCGGAGCUAUGGCAUGCAUGUGCUGGUCCGUUAGUGUCCCUGCCAACGGUAGGCAGCCGUGUGGUUUACUUCCCUCAGGGUCACAGCGAGCAGGUUGCUGCAACAACUAAUAAAGAAGUUGAUGCCCAUUUCCCCAAUUACCCGAGCUUGCCCCCCCAGUUGAUUUGCCAACUCCAUAAUGUUACAAUGCAUGCAGACAUUGAAACAGACGAAGUAUAUGCCCAGAUGACAUUGCAGCCCUUGACUCCGCAAGAACAGAAAGAUGGAUACCUUCCUGUGGAGCUGGGAAUGCCCAGCAGACAACCAACUAAUUACUUUUGCAAGACUCUGACUGCAAGUGAUACUAGUACACAUGGAGGCUUCUCUGUUCCUCGUCGAGCUGCAGAAAAAGUUUUUCCACCUCUGGAUUUCUCACAAACACCACCUGCACAAGAACUUAUUGCCAGGGAUCUACAUGAUGCGGAAUGGAAGUUUAGGCAUAUUUUUCGGGGUCAACCGAAGCGUCAUUUGCUGACUACUGGCUGGAGUGUCUUUGUCAGCGCUAAACGUCUUGUUGCUGGAGACUCUGUUCUUUUUAUAUGGAAUGAUAAAAAUCAGCUUCUUCUGGGUAUCCGUCGUGCCACUAGACCCCAGACUGUGAUGCCAUCUUCUGUUCUAUCAAGUGACAGUAUGCACAUCGGACUGCUUGCUGCUGCUGCCCAUGCUGCUGCUACUAAUAGCUGCUUCACUGUUUUCUAUAACCCGAGGGCUAGUCCGUCAGAGUUUGUAAUUCCUUUCUCAAAGUAUGUCCAAGCAGUAUGUCACACACGUGUCUCUGUUGGAAUGCGUUUCCGGAUGCUGUUUGAAACUGAGGAAUCCAGUGUCCGCAGAUACAUGGGCACGAUUACUGGCAUUGGUGACUUGGAUCCUGUUCGUUGGCCGAACUCUCACUGGCGGUCAGUAAAGGUCGGUUGGGAUGAAUCAACGGCAGGUGACAGGCAGCCAAGGGUAUCAUUAUGGGAAAUUGAACCUUUGACAACAUUUCCCAUGUACCCCUCAUUAUUUCCUCUGAGACUGAAACGGCCAUGGUACCCCGGGCAAUCAUCUUCCCAAGAUGCUGGUAAUGAAGCUAUCAAUGGCAUGGCAUGGUUAAGAGGUGAAGCUGGUCCGCAAGGAUUCAACUCUUUGAAUUUUCAGUCUGUUGGGAUGAUUCCGUUGAUGCAGCAAAGGUUUGAUCCAAUUGGCUCAAGGAACGAUCUGACUCAGCAGUAUCAGGCAAUGCUGGCUGGGGGAGGGCUGCAAAACUUUGGGAGCGGGGAGUUGCUGAAAAACCAAUUAAUGCAAUUCCAGCAGCCUGUUCAUUACCUUUCAAGUACAGGUGGCCAUAGUCCCGUCACGCAGCUGCAGCACAGGCCCCAGUCAUUGGGUUCUCCUCAGAUGCUGACUGAUAAUCUGCAGAGACCACUUGAACAGCAAAUUGACAAUCAAGCUGAAAAACGCGAGCAAGAACAUACUUAUCAGGAAGCAUACUUCGCCCAACACAAUCAGCUCCAACAAAGGCCAAUGUUCGAUAUUCCAUCGUCUUCAAUCUCAAAACCAGAUUUUGCAACUUCAAACAAUAAAUUUUCAUCAACGGGUCAUUCUACCAUGCAAAAUCUACUCAGCUCGAUUGGUCCCGAAGGCAGUGGUAAUCUUCUAAAUUUCUCAAGAAUUGGUGAGCCGGUACUCAAUGAGCAGUCACCGCAGCAAUCCUGGAUGUCAAGAUUUACUCAGUCACCAGCAAAUGGUUGUUCCAGUCCGAAAACUUGUGCACCGUUUUCUGGAAAAGAUGCUUCUGUUGAGCUGGAAAGUGGUAGCUUGGAUGUGCAAACUCAAGCCCUUUUUGGUGCUAAUAUCGACUCUUCUGCAAUCCUAUUGCCAACCACUGUGUCAGUCGCUGGUACUGUUCAUGCUGAUAUGCAGUCAGGACCGUCGGGGUAUCAGAAUCCUCUAUAUGGAUGCGUUCAGGAUUCUUCUGAUGUGUUGCAAAAUACAGGAGAACUCGACCAACCUACAGACACCCGUGCUUUUGUAAAGGUCUACAAAACGGGAUCUGUGGGUAGGUCACUGGACAUCACCCAGUUCAACAGCUAUCAUGAGCUGAGAAGGGAACUGGGUCAGAUGUUUGGGGUUGAAGGGUUGCUUGAAGACCCUCCAAGAUCAGGCUGGCAGCUUGUAUUCGUUGACAGGGAGAAUGACAUACUUCUCCUUGGAGACGAUCCGUGGGAGGCUUUUGUUAAUAACGUGUGGUAUAUCAAGAUCCUCUCUCCCGAAGAUGUGAUGAAGCUGGGAAAGCAAGAGGCAGAGUCGUUGAGCAUGAGCACAGGUACAGAGGACAGGAUGAACAAUGCGGAGAACACCAAAACUGUCUCUGGACUCCCGUCUCUAGGAUCGCUUGAGAUGCCUGCUCUGUGCCAAUCAGCUCCAACACAAGUACCUCAAAUCUCCUUGUUUUUGGACACCACUAUAAUGUUUUUCAUGAAUUUGUUUGUUCAGUCGUGCAGCUGGGAGUAGAUUCCGUGCAAGUGUUCCUGAGUGUAGCAAGAAGCUCGUAGAAUUAGUGUUGUACUUUGGUUUCCCAUUUGGCAUUGCUGAAACUGUCUUUUACUAGUAAUUAUUGAAGCAAAAAUCUCUUGACUGAUUGAUACUCCAUGAGAUUGAGGAUAUUACUAUGAUAUAAUCUAGGACUACUUUCGACAUGGAUUGUGUAAUGUUGGAACUCGUCGUCAUUGUUAUCGUGUGGGUUCCGUUGUCA
This is a messenger RNA of Salvia hispanica, 3440 nucleotides long. Its product is annotated as auxin response factor 8-like. NCBI's taxonomy places the organism in Eukaryota, Viridiplantae, Streptophyta, Magnoliopsida, Lamiales, Lamiaceae. Gene Ontology annotation, cellular component: nucleus. The record is from RefSeq and is a predicted model, not a curated record. Gene Ontology annotation, biological process: response to hormone; regulation of DNA-templated transcription. Gene Ontology annotation, molecular function: DNA binding.